GUUUAUUAAAAUAUUCUUAGUGUAAAAAUUUUAAAUUAUGAUUUAUGAAGAAAAAACACCGCUUAUACAGCCAUCAAGUUUAUCAAAACGUCCACGAAAAGGUUUCAUUAUACCACAGCGAUGGGUUCUGGGUAUAAUGGGCUUUUUAGCUGUUGUGAUGGCGUAUGCAAUGCGAGUAUGUUUGUCCAUGGCAAUUGUUAAAAUGGUUAGGCCGGAUGAAGCUGAUCCAGAAUAUGAAGAUCACACGUGCUCAUUUAAUUCAACUGAAGGAGACAAUGAACACUCUGGUGGUGAUUUUGAUUGGUCUGAUCAAGAACAAGGAUUGAUUUUAAGUUCAUUCUUUUGGGGAUAUGUAAUAACACAUUUGCCUGGUGGACUUUUAGCGGAAAAAUUUGGUGGAAAACAUACCUUAGGUUUGGGUAUUCUAUCAACUGCUAUUUUCACUUUACUAACACCACUUGCUGUUGAUAUUGGAGGAAAAUAUUUAUUACUAGCUGUUCGAAUUUUAGAAGGUCUUGGCGAGGGUACAACAUAUCCUGCAUUAAAUGCACUUUUGGCGCAAUGGGCACCACCACAUGAACGUGGCCAAAUUGGAUCAUUAAUAUUCGCCGGUUCACAAAUUGGUACAGUUUUGGGAACACUGUUAAGUGGUGUACUUCUAAAGAAUUAUGAUUGGUCAAGUGUAUUUUAUGUAUUUGGGGCAAUGGGUGUUGUAUGGUGGUUAUUGUGGGAUUUAUUAUGCUACAGCGAUCCCAAUUCACAUCCAUGGAUUAGUGAUGAUGAAAAGAAAUAUUUAGAAGAUCAAAUAGGGGGAAAACGAAACAAUGAUCUACCUCAACCUCCAUUCAGAGCACUUUUGACAUCGGUACCAUUAUGGGCUUUAAUUUGUGCACAAAUUGGACAUGAUUGGGGAUUCUUUACCAUGGUCACCGAUUUGCCAAAAUACAUGUCACAAGUUUUGAAAUUUAGAAUUCAAAGUAAUGGAAUUGUAUCAAGUAUUCCAUAUGUCGUAAUGUGGAUUGUUAGUAUUUUCGCUGGAUGGUUAUGUGAUUGGACGAUUAAGAAAAAUUAUUUGAAUAUAACCAAUGCCAGAAAAAUUUUCACUACAAUUGCUUCUGUUGGACCAGCUGUGUUUAUAAUUUGGGCAUCAUAUGCUGGAUGUGAUAGAAUUAUGGUUGUUGUAUUAUUUACCAUUGGUAUGGGUUUAAUGGGCGCUUUCUAUCCAGGAAUGAAAGUCAAUGGCUUAGAUCUUUCACCUAAUUAUGCUGGUACCGUUAUGGCAAUGGUAAAUGGAAUUGGUGCGUUUACAGGAAUUAUUACGCCUUAUUUAGUUGGAUUAUUAACACCAAAUCAUACACUUGAAGAAUGGCGUGUUGUAUUUUGGAUUACAUUUGUAAUAUUAGUUGGAACAAAUGUAGUUUUCGCUUUAUUUGCAAGUGGAGAAACACAAUGGUGGAAUGAUAUCGAUGCAAUUAGAAAACCAAUGAAUACUCAUUUCGAAACUGGCUUAGAUACACAGAAAAAAUCUAAAACAAAAAACACAACACAAGCAGUAGACGAACAUUUUUAAUACGUUAAACAUUAAUAUGACAUUCUGUAUUCUGAAUAGGAAGAUUGUAAAACUGGUCAAUUAAACGUCAUUCCGAUCAGCUCCCAUUUCAAAUUUUUCAACAUUGUUAAAUGUUAUUCAAAAUCUAGCAGAAGUUUUCAAAUCAUGGAAAUGUGGAGUUAUUUAGUUAAGAAUUAAUCAAUGGGUGAUAUUAUCAAAUGAACUAAAAGACUGUAAAUUGGUAAUCAUUGCCAAAGUUUUUUGGUUUAAGAUUUUUAAAAAAUUGUCUGUUUUUGUAUCCACUAAAUUUUGGUUUCUGUUAUAACGUUGACUCUUCGUUCAUGAAGAUAUUCGAGUUUCCAAUACUCGGUGAUUUCUUGAUAAAAAAGAUUCAUUUUGAUAAAUUCUCUAUUGCCUGUUUGCUGCAAUCGUACUGGAUUCUUUAAAACGACAUAAUGUAUAGCGAAAUGUGAAUGCUCAGUAUAUAAGAUAUAAGAACCAGAGAUAUGUAGAUUGUUUGUAAAAUAUUGAAUUGGGUUGUUAAACCCGCAAUUUUAGUUGCUUUGAUUACAAAGACUUGUGUUUCUGGGUAUUGGAAAUUUGAAUGGUUCAUGUACGAAACCCUUAUGAAUUUUGUUGUAAUUGUUUGACUUUCUGCCUAAGUAUCAUGUCGUAGCUAUUUAUAACAAUAUACAGGGUAGGACAUUUUAAUAUAUAAUGACUAAUACAGUUACAACAAAAGUUACAGAAUUUGAUGGGGGACAUCAUGGUCUGACAUUAGAUUGGGCAUAGUUCUUCGGGUUUCUUUAAUAGCCAAACUAGAUCCUAAGCAGUAAAAGAU
Messenger RNA from Chrysoperla carnea, 2390 nucleotides. Its product is annotated as putative inorganic phosphate cotransporter. The coding region runs from base 38 to 1570 and encodes 510 amino acids. The transcript is spliced from 7 exons. The record is from RefSeq and is a predicted model, not a curated record. Gene Ontology annotation, biological process: monoatomic anion transport; transmembrane transport. NCBI's taxonomy places the organism in Eukaryota, Metazoa, Arthropoda, Insecta, Neuroptera, Chrysopidae. Gene Ontology annotation, molecular function: transmembrane transporter activity. Gene Ontology annotation, cellular component: membrane.